Molecule: messenger RNA, 768 nt
Organism: Radiomyces spectabilis
Lineage: Eukaryota; Fungi; Mucoromycota; Mucoromycetes; Mucorales; Radiomycetaceae
Product: CDC50/LEM3 family
Exons: 3
Coding region: 1-768 (255 amino acids)
Cellular component (GO): endoplasmic reticulum; Golgi apparatus; plasma membrane
Source: RefSeq, a predicted model, not a curated record
AUGAUCGAUUAUUCGCAGUGCGAUCAAUAUGCGACACCGGUCUAUCUGCAGCCAGCAGCAUACAGCUUUGAAUUUCCAAAGUCCGCGGGUGAUGUUCAGCAAGAGCCCCCGGUUUACCAUUUUGAAAACGCUACAAAGUUCAUCGAUCCUUCGUGGCAAAAUCCCAACAACCUUACUUUCAAGCAAUGCGUCCUUGAUUUUACCUUGCCGUCAGCCAUAUCUCCGCCAAUAUACAUCUAUUACCGACUCACAAAUUUCUAUCAGAAUCAUCGUCAAUAUAUCAAGAGCUACGAUGCGAACCAACUAUUUGGCCAUCCAGUGUCUGCCGGUACUGCCAGAACGAACUGUGAUCCUCUGGCUGUAAAUGGGAAUAAUCAGGUCAUCUAUCCUUGCGGCUUGAUCGCUAAUUCAAUGUUUAACGAUACGAUCUCCAAUCUGACAUCUGUUAAUGCACCUCAAGAUUUAAGCUACGGUUUCUCCAAAAAAGGAAUAGCAUGGCCUACCGACAAGCAAAAAUACGGACCUACGCGGUACCAGGUUUCACAAAUCGUUCCACCACCAAACUGGGCCCUCCGUUAUCCUGAUGGCAAGUAUACGGAACAAUAUCCACCUCCCGAUCUGUCACAAGAAGAACCAUUUAUGGUAUGGAUGCAUGUGGCCGCAUUGCAUGAUUUUCGCAAGAUUUGGGGACGGAACGACCAUGACAAGUUAUUCGCGGGAAGAUGGCGUGUGCGCAUCGAUAUGAGUAUGAUGAUCAAAACGAUGUAG